This is a messenger RNA of Trichomycterus rosablanca, 1479 nucleotides long. RefSeq lists its product as uncharacterized. The transcript is spliced from 6 exons. Lineage: Eukaryota; Metazoa; Chordata; Actinopteri; Siluriformes; Trichomycteridae. Bases 105 to 851 code for a protein of 248 amino acids. The record is from RefSeq and is a predicted model, not a curated record.
CACACGGAGCGCUUAUAAAAGAAGUAAAGAAGGAUUAUUUAACAGCAGCGGAUUAAUUUCCGUGUUUUGGUGUGCUGCCAGCACAUCCUUCCUAUCCUAGCAUCAUGUGGCUCCACAGCAGGCUUCGGCUUUUUAUCAUCCUAAAUGGUUUGCUCAUGUCAAAGAGCGUAAGAGUGAUGUUUCCGCUCAAGGAGCCGCAUUACGUUGCACUGAACAAGACUUUGAUUCUUGAAGCUCAGUUCUUCACAGAUCCUGGAGAAACCAUAAGUUUUAAAACAUGGGCUUGUAAGAAUAGCCAAGGAGAAGUCAGGCUGGUCACAAACGGUAAAGCCACCAACAGCAGGACGUCUGUGGAAAAUCAAGAAAAGCGAUUAAUCAUUAGACCAGUCACCGAGCGGGAUUAUGGAACCUAUACGUUUACCGUCACCAAUCAAGGUGGACUCCAGACGUCUGAUUCCGUGCGAGUGAUCGAAUCUGAAAAGUCUCCGAACGCCUCUCUUGCCCUGAACUGCAGCGUGCAGAGAGAGGGUGCACUAUGGGACAAGCCGCAAUAUUCGUGGCAGGUCGACGGCGGAGAGGUCAAGGAAACGGCUAAGUUGUCAGAAGACGGCAGCACGCUCUACCUGUCCGAAAAACUGAACCAGAACUACACCUGCGUCGUCGAAAGCGGCCAGGGGACGAGCAGAGUACAGAUAAAAGGUCCAGACCAAGAAACACAAAAGCAGCCUUCAGAUAACAGCAGCUCCAAAGUAACGCUGAUUACCUUCGUCGUUCUUGAGGCCAUCGUCAUCGUUAUUCUGCUGAUUUAUUUGAUUUGGUUGAAAAACAAGAAGAAAGAAGGCGUGGUAUAGAUUUCUGAAGAAGCCAAAGAAAGAGACGACAUGUGGACGUGAGCUUUUGGUCCAUCACAUUCCAAAGUUUUCUUUAGUUUAUUAUACCUCAGAGCUCAGUUUAAUCCUUCAUGAAGACUGAAGGCAGGAAGCUGUCAGGAUUCAAACUCAAGUGUGAGGACCAAUGUGGCAGUUUAUUAUUAAACCAGACACAUCCAACAUCAUUCCUGAGAGGUUUUUCUUUUUAGAGACCAUCACGAGCACUCCACUUAUUCCACUUAUGCAACGUUUGUAAAAAGACAAAGCAGUAAUUUAAAUGUUUGUUGUCCUGCUGUGUAAACUUUAAUGUUUUUGGGGUUUGUUUGAAAUGAAUCUGUAGUUUCAGAGCCGAAGCUGGUGGAAGUGAGAACGCAGUUUCUGAUUGGGGUUGUGGUUGUUGAGGAUUAUUUGGUUGUUUAUCUUAUUAUUUUUUCAUUUUUUUUUCAUUUUCAUCGUUCUGGCUCCAGUAGGAAACAGACCACCGCAGGACACCUAAGUCUUAAAACUGUAGGCUCAUAUUUUUGUUAUUAUAAUAUAGUUCUGUUAUUUAUACACCGAUCAGCCUCCUUGUUUCUACACUCACUGUCCAUUUUAUCAGCUCCACUUACCA